Molecule: messenger RNA, 1449 nt
Organism: Episyrphus balteatus (marmalade hoverfly)
Lineage: Eukaryota; Metazoa; Arthropoda; Insecta; Diptera; Syrphidae
Product: pickpocket protein 28-like
Exons: 6
Coding region: 14-1240 (408 amino acids)
Biological process (GO): sodium ion transmembrane transport
Cellular component (GO): membrane
Molecular function (GO): ligand-gated sodium channel activity
Source: RefSeq, a predicted model, not a curated record
UAUUUCAAAUUAAAUGGAAUAUUUCUGGAAUGCAGUAUCACAAACAUGCGAACAAAGUUUUUUCAAACUUAAUGGACAGUCGUAUUUAACCAAUGCAUCAGAUCUGUUCAAAGCUAUGUUGACGGUAGCUCCAACAGUUACAGAAAAUCUUGAAGAUUGCAAUUGGAGAAAUAAAUUUAACUAUUGUAAUAUAUUGUGGAAUAAUGUUGUAACUGACGAAGGAAUUUGCUUUUCAUUUAAUUCACUUAAAUCUGAAUAUUAUCGGACAGAAUUGUACAACGCUCGUAAAGAAGAUUUUAUCGGUUUCGAAUUUGACAAUGUUGAUGAUUUAGAUUGGAAUUUAGAAAAUGGAUACAAGAAAGACUCAAAAUCAUGGGUAUUUCCAAAUCGUGUUUUGGGACCUGGAGACAAAGAAAGUCUUGUUGUGUCUUUUUUAGAUAAAAAAGUAAACAAACAACCAUUGUGUAGAAAUUCUGUUGGUGGUUUCAAAGUGAUUCUUCAUACGCCUGGCGAAGAUCCACAAGUGUCGAAGAAUUUUAUUCAAUUACCCUUAGAUCAAUCCGUUUCAUUGACAAUCAGACCGAAUAUUAUGGCUUCUGGAGACUUACGACAUUAUUCUCCAGAAAGACGCCAAUGUUAUUACCAGAAUGAACGAUAUUUGAGGUAUUUCAAAGUCUACACUCAGGCUAAUUGUGAAUCGGAAUGGUUGGCAAAUGAGACCCUUUCAGAAUGUGGAUGUGUCAAAUUUUCAAUGCCAAGAAAUUCAUCUCAUCCAAUUUGUGGAUAUGAAAGUCUUAAAUGCCUUGAAUCGGUGAUAAACGAAAGUCGAAAGUUUAAAUUUAAACACGGAAAGGAUCCAAAUAAUUAUUGUCUACCUACUUGCAUAAGUAUUGAAUACAAAACAGAGCUUGAACAUCAAGUUCCAAUAACUUAUGCUCAGAUUAGAGAAUCUAAUUCGGAAGCAGGUUAUUUGAACACAGUUAAUUUUGUUUCAAGCUACCGAAUAACAAAACUAAAAUUGAAAUUUAAAGAUGACACAUUCAAUGGUUUGAAGCGGACAGAAUUAUAUAGUCUGUCAGAUUUUAUUGCAAAUUGUGGUGGUUUAUUGGGACUUUUUAUGGGUAUUUCGAUUUUGAGUUUGGUGGAAUUGGUGUACUUUUUUACACUGAGAUUAUCUACGAAUUUGAAAAAUAGAAGGAAAAUACAACAGAAUCUGUUAGAGAAUGCAACUAAAUAUUAAUUUAAUUCUACAAUAGGUAUGACUUUUGUAAAGAAUAUGGCCCGGAACACUCAACUAAGGGGACAAUAGUUAAUAAAUUGGGUUGCAGUACCAUCUUAUUGGUAAUAUAAUGCACCUAUUUGAACCAGUGGAAUAUAUUGGAUUAAAUCUGGUCAAUCAUUUUAAAGUCUCAUCAUCCAUUAAUGUUUUCAAUAAAAUUAACAAAAACU